Molecule: messenger RNA, 3495 nt
Organism: Naegleria gruberi
Lineage: Eukaryota; Heterolobosea; Eutetramitea; Acrasida; Naegleriidae
Exons: 3
Coding region: 1-3495 (1164 amino acids)
Biological process (GO): protein phosphorylation; mitotic DNA damage checkpoint signaling
Cellular component (GO): nucleus
Molecular function (GO): ATP binding; protein serine/threonine kinase activity
Source: RefSeq, a predicted model, not a curated record
AUGGAAGAACAGAAAGAUGCGAAAUUAUUUAGAACAAUUUCUGUUGAUCAAGAAGAAGAAAUAAUUCUUCAUCAUGUUGAUUCGAACAAUUAUAUGAAUGAAGUUAAAUUAUUUAUUCAAAGUGAUGCUAUGAGUACUAUGAGUAGUAAUACUACUACCAAUUUAUCUUCAUCUUCAAAAUUACUAACGGACGAUCAUCAUGAUGAUGAAAAUAAUUCAACAUGUACAAUUAAUAAUAAUCUAAAUAAUACAACUACAACAAUAACAAAUUCAGCAACUACAACAAUAUCAUCACAGGAAAAUAAUAAUUUAAAUAUUAUUGAUGCAUCAACAACAUCAUCAGAAAAUUCCGAAUUAUUUAAUGUAUUACCUGAUGAUAAUAAUAAUUAUCAGAUGCAACAGAUCAAGUCGGAAUCGCCUAGAGUUUCAACUGUUAUUGAAACAAAAGUAACGAUUUCUACUCAAUCAGCAGCUGAGGAUGAUCAUCAGGAAGAAGAGAAUGAUGAACAUGCUAUUGAUGAUCCAAUGCAGGAAUCACCAGCAAAACCACAACAGGAUAAUGUACAGCAGAAUAAUAGUAACUUGUCACCGUUUGAAUUAAUGAUGGCCAAGUUGGAAUCAAACAAGAGUGCAACAAGUAAAUUAAUUUUCAAAAGGAAGAAUGUUGAUUUGUUGGGAGAGUCAACUAGUUCGGCAUUUCAACCACAGGCAUCGAGCUCAAUGGAUAGUUCAAACCCGAUUGUGGAAUCGGAUGGUGUUGGAUUGAUUGGUGAAUCUCCUGGAUUGGAAGAUGAACAUCUACUACUCAACAACUUCAGUGUACAACAAACGUUAUUUGGAGCUGGCAAAAUGGAGCUAAUUGGAAAUUGUACGAUAGAAUUUCACACCAAAUCGAACAAGGUUAUAAAAUACGACAGAGAUCAAGUCCUCCGAAUAACUCUCAACAAUGGCUUUUAUCUACAAUAUGCUGAUGAUAAAUUUAAAAAAGAUAAAGAUCUUGUGUUACAGGUAAUUUCUCGGUACGGAAGGGGACUCGAAUUCGUAGACGAAUCCCUGAAAAAAGAUAAGGAGGUUGUUCUUGCAGCUGUCAAACACGAUGGCUUUGCACUUAAAUUUGCUCAUCAUUCAUUGAAAAAAGAUAGAACAAUAGUUUGGGAAGCAAUUUCACAAAAUGGAAAUGCUCUUCGUUUCGCUGAUGCAAUAUUUCAAAAUGAUAGAGAAAUUGUGUUGCGAUCGGUGAGAAUCGCUGGCGGAGCAUUACAACAUGCCAGUGAUUUGUUAAAAGUGGAUCAUCUAGUUGUGUUUGAAGCAGUCAAACAGAGUGGACAUGCUAUUCAAUUUGCGCACUCAUCAUUUAAGAAAGAUAGAGAGCUGGCAUUGAAAUGUUGUAAAAUAGGAGAUAAUUCAUUUGAAUAUGUAGAUGGAUCAUUCAAGAAAGAAAGAGAGUUCGUAUUGGAAUCUGUUAAAAGUUUUGGAACAGCUCUUUUGCAUGUACAUGAACCAUUUAAAAAAGAUAAGGAAAUAGUUUUUGAAGCUAUCAAACAAAGUCCAAGUGCAUUCUUCAGUGCUGAUGAUUCAUUUAGGAAGAAAGACAGAGAAUUUAUAUUGAAAGUCGCCAAGUGUGAUGAGGGUGCAAUUUAUUGGACAGAUUAUUCUAUCCAAUCAGAGACAUUAUUUGCAUUUAUCUACUCGUUUAGCUUGAAAGCUGAUCAAAAAGAAUGGAUAAAGGGUCUAAAUUCAACGCUAUACGAAAAUAUCGAGAAAGCCAAGGCUGAAUCAAUUCAGACAUGUUUAUCUAGAGAUGUUAUUGGAAUGUAUUCGAACAAGUUUUCUGAGGAAGCUUAUUUAUUUUGUUGCUUGGCUUUACCAGACACUUAUCCUAAACCUGUAGGAAAUAUAUUCAAUUUCAAUCAAUCGUAUUCUAGUCAAUUUGUGGAAAAACUGAUUAUUGUACAAAUUUUGAAGAGUAUUAGUUCAUUGGAUUCAACUUGCAGCGCAUCUGUCAGUAAGACAAUAGAUUAUUACUUGUUUUUAUUCAAGUUAGACAGAUUUUUAGACGAAUCUAAUGUUAAAUCAACCAAUUAUUCCAAGCUUGGAUCUGUUGUUAUGGAAAUUUCAUCAAAGUUUGAAACAUCAUAUUACUCAAAAACUGAUAUUGGAAUUGCAUUAUUAUUUUUCAAAGAUUGGAUCAGCAGAUUUAAACAUUUCGAUGAUCACCGAGAGACAUUAGCUCAAUACAAGCAAGUUGGAGGUGAUUUCUCAAAAAUUAUGCGAGUUAUCACGCAAUUUCAUUACUAUUCAAAUAAUGAUUAUGAUGUUGUUUCAGUACUAGGAUAUGGAGGCGAAGGAGCUGCUUUUAAAGCAUUUAGUAAGAAAUUGAAUGAAUUGGUGGCCAUCAAAAUCAAAUUUGAGAAGGAAGAUGAAAAAAGCAGCGAGGAAAGAAUUCAAUUUAUCAGGAGAAAUGAUAUUGAAGGUAAAAUCAAAUGCCACGAUUGUAAUUUGAUUGAUGGUUACAUGUAUUCUAUCAUGGAAUUGGGAGAAGAGACAUUAUCUGAUUAUAUUGAUAGAAAUAGAACUUAUUAUCAAAAUAAGCAAUAUUCGAAAGAGCAUUUUAUUGAGAUUCUAAUAAUAUUUAACAAGAUUUUACAAGCAGUCAAAUCAAUUCAUGACCAUAAUAUUUCACAUAGAGAUUUGGAUCCUAAAAAUGUAGUCAAAGUGAAAGAUCGUUACAAAAUUAUUGACUUUGAUAUUGCAAAGGUCAUCAAAACAGGUAAUUCUAUCACCCUAACUGUUGGAAAAUUUGCAUACAUGUCACCAGAAGUGUCACACGACAAUUACAGCGAGGAAAUGCUCAAUAACGAAGACAAGCUUUCAAAUAAUAUUGGAAAUGUCACAACAUCAUGUGAUAUCUUCUCAUUGGGAUGUAUUUUAUUGAAACUCUUAACAAACUGUAGUUUGAGAUUGGAUAGAGAAUUCGUAACUGUUAUCAACAACUUUGAGAAAUAUGAUGGAAAUUAUCAAUACUUUACAGAUAAUGGAUUUUAUUUCUAUUCAAUAUUGAUUGAUUUGUUAAAGGAAAAGAAAUUACAUCACGCCAUUCAACAGACAGUGAACCAGUUCGUGGAUCCUGAAUGGGAAGUUAAUGAAAUACUUAUCAAGUGUUUAAUAACAAUGAUUCAAAAGGAUCCAACUCAAAGAUUAGAUUGUUUCAUACAUAGUAAUGUCCUUACAAAGGUAAUCGAUUUUUUAAAAGGUGAAAACAACAUGACACUUAACCAAAUUCUCAAAGAUAUGGAAAAUUAUAAGGAAAUUAAUGAAUUGAAGGAUAUUCCACAAAUUAUUGAAGAAAAUGAGCAGCUUAAGAAUGAAAAUGUUGAGCUGAAGAGAAUGAUCGAAAAUCUAGAAGAGAAAAGUCGAAAGGAUAAGGAAGAAAAUCAAAUGCUAAUGAAGAAGUUAGAGGAAAUGGAGAAACGAACCAAAGAGCUUGAAAAAUAA